Perca fluviatilis (European perch) is the source of this 4354-nucleotide messenger RNA. It is a transcript of the gene taok1a, whose product is annotated as TAO kinase 1a. Bases 643 to 3696 code for a protein of 1017 amino acids. Gene Ontology annotation, biological process: protein phosphorylation; execution phase of apoptosis. The transcript is spliced from 20 exons. Gene Ontology annotation, molecular function: protein kinase activity; ATP binding. NCBI's taxonomy places the organism in Eukaryota, Metazoa, Chordata, Actinopteri, Perciformes, Percidae. The record is from RefSeq and is a predicted model, not a curated record.
ACUGCAACUACCACAGGCAGGGCGGAACUGCUGUUUGCAGUAUGUCGAAGGAAAACGGACAGUCAGGCAGAGUUACAGUUUAACUAAACAGCUAGCUAGCUAAGUAACUAGUAAACAUGCCAGUGUGCUAGGUGAAACCCCCAGUUUUUCGACAUUGCGUAUUCCAUCGCGGCUCGUUUCUGGGUGUUGGGGAGGUGUUUGAACUUCCCUCACAUUCUCCACAACGCAUUUUCACGAAGGGAGGCGGCGGUGGAGCGCUCGGCAGCCAUCUUUGGAGCUGGGCUGGGAGUGGGAUUCGACUAUUCUGGCACCCCAGAUACUUCGAGGGUGGGGAUUUUAACCUACAAUAAUUCAUAAAUCUGCAUGUUCUAAUCGACUGACAGCGCCACGAACCACAAGGAUUUAGCGUACGAAAUCACUGCGCCGGGGAUGAAACGGGAAGAAUACUUUAUAAUCCCAAAGUGUUUUGAAUUACGCGACAUUCUCUACAGUGCUGAAACCUGGCCUGUCAGGAGAGGCUCUGAACACAUAUGAGACCACUGUCCUGCAGAUGAGCCAUCGGUGGGGGCUUUCAAGUCGCUGUCGCAGACCCAGAUAGUUCCUGGCGGCAGCGGCAUUACCCCCUCCCCCAAACUCCCCAUUAUGCCCAACAGCAGUCGGGCGGGGAGCCUGAAGGACCCCGAAAUUGCUGAGCUCUUCUUCAAGGAGGACCCGGAAAAGCUCUACUCAGAUCUGCGUGAGAUUGGACAUGGCAGCUUUGGUGCUGUAUAUUUUGCACGGGAUGUGCGGACAAAUGAGGUGGUGGCCAUCAAGAAGAUGUCUUACAGUGGAAAGCAGUCCACCGAGAAAUGGCAAGACAUAAUCAAAGAGGUGAAAUUCCUGCAGAGAAUACAACACCCAAACAGCAUAGAGUACAAAGGAUGUUACCUGCGAGAGCACACCGCCUGGCUGGUAAUGGAGUAUUGUCUGGGCUCUGCUUCCGAUUUGUUAGAAGUUCACAAGAAACCUCUGCAAGAAGUGGAAAUAGCUGCAAUUACCCAUGGUGCUCUUCAAGGGUUGGCUUAUCUCCACUCCCACAACAUGAUUCACCGAGAUAUCAAGGCCGGGAACGUCUUGCUGACGGAGCCGGGGCAGGUCAAUAUUUUUUUUUUUUUUUUUUUUUCUUUUCCCCCCCCCCCUUUUUUUUGGGAUGGGGACGGAGUAAUUUUAGCUAUGGAUGAGGGCCAGUAUGAUGGAAAGGUGGACAUUUGGUCUUUGGGAAUAACCUGCAUUGAAUUAGCUGAGAGGAAGCCUCCACUGUUCAACAUGAAUGCAAUGAGUGCCUUAUACCAUAUAGCACAGAAUGAGAGCCCCAUGCUGCAGUCUAGUGAAUGGACGGAUUAUUUCCGAAAUUUUGUAGAUUCUUGCCUUCAGAAAUUUCCCCAGGAUAGGCCGAACUCUGAGGAGCUUUUAAAGCAUGCUUUUGUCCAGCGUGAGCGACCAGAAUCGGUUCUAAUAGACCUGAUCAGUCGGACUAAGGAUGCAGUGCGGGAGCUUGACAAUCUGCAGUAUCGCAAAAUGAAGAAGCUCUUGUUUCAGGAAGCCCAUAAUGGCCCCACAACAGAGGCCCAAGAUGAAGAGGAGGAGCCAGAACACAGCGUGGGUCGGACGGGUACAGUGAACAGCGUUGGUAGCAACCAAUCCAUACCCAGUAUGUCAAUCAGUGCCAGUUCACAGAGCAGCUCUGUCAACAGUCUAAAUGAUGCAGGCGAUGACAAGAGUGAGGUGGACAUUGAGGGAGACCACACAGUCAUGUCCAACAGCUCUGUGAUACACCUCAAACCGGAGGAGACGUAUAAAGAAGAGUCGGAGCCUAACACCCGGCCAACUGAGCCACAGUCCCCGCCUGCACACACUCCGCGGCCAAAACGGAACCGCGAACACUUUGCUACUAUACGCACAGCCUCAGUGCUCACUCGCCAGAUUAAGGAGCACGAGCAGGAUUCUGAGUUAAGGGAGCAGAUAUUGGGCUACAAGCGCAUGAGGCGGCAGCACCAGAAGCAGCUGAUGGCUCUGGAAAACAAGCUGAAGGCUGAGAUGGAUGAGCACAGACUCCGCCUGGACAAGGAGCUGGAGAACCAGAGGAAUAGCUUUGCCCAGGAGAUGGAGAAACUGAUCAAGAAGCACCAGGCGUCCAUGGAGAAAGACGCGAAAACUUUUUCCAACGAUGAAAAGAAGUUCCAGCAACACAUUCAGAGUCAGCAGAAGAAAGAGCUCAACAGCUUCCUUGAAUCCCAGAAACGGGAGUACAAACUUCGCAAGGAACAACUCAAAGAGGAGUUGAAUGAAAACCAGUCAACACCCAAGAAGGAAAAGCAGGAGUGGUUGUCCAAGCAGAAGGAGAACUUCCAACACUUCCAAGCUGAGGAAGAGGCCAACUUGCAGCGCCGACAGAGGCAGUAUCUGGACCUGGAGUGCCGCAGGUUCAAACGGAGGAUCUUGAUUGCCCGCCACAAUAUUGAACAGGACUUAGUGCGUGAGGAGCUAAACAAGCGUCAGACCCAGAAGGACUUGGAGCAUGCCAUGCUUCUCCGGCACCACGAGUCCAUGCAAGAACUGGAGUUCCGCCAGGUCAACACCAUCCAAAAGACGAGGGCGGAGCUCAUCCGUCUGCAGCACCAGACGGAGCUCACCAAUCAGCAGGAGUACAACAAGAGGAGGGAGAGGGAACUUCGACGCAAACACGUUAUGGAGGUUCGCCAGCAGCCCAAGAGCCUCAAGUCCAAAGAGCUACAGAUCAAGAAGCAGUUCCAGGACACAUGUAAGAUCCAGACCAGGCAGUACAAAGCACUGAGGAACCAUCUGUUGGAGACCACACCAAAGUCCGAGCACAAGGCUGUCCUUAAACGGCUGAAGCAGGAGCAGCACCGCAAACUGGCCAUCUUGGCAGAGCAGUAUGACCACUCCAUCAAUGAGAUGCUUUCCACUCAGGCGCUUCGUCUGGAUGAGACGCAGGAGGCUCAGUGCCAAGGCCUACGAAUGCAGCUACAGCAGGAGCUGGAGCUUCUCAACGCCUACCAGAGCAAGAUCAAAAUGCAGACGGAUGCCCAGCACGAGCGUGAGAGGAAGGACCUGGAGCAGAGGGUGUCACUCCGAAGGGCCCUGCUGGAACAGAAGAUUGAGGAAGAGAUGAUGUCCCUGCAGAAUGAACGCUUGGAGCGAAUCCGGAGCCUGCUGGAGCGUCAAGCCCGAGAAGUUGAGGCUUUCGACUCCGAGAGUAUGCGCCUGGGCUUCAGCAACAUGGUGCUAGCAAACCUCUCCCCAGAGGGCCUCAGCCACAGCUUCCCCGGGGCUCCAGCGAGUUGGAGUCACCAUCAGCAGCAACAGCGGCCGUCCGGGAGCUCCCCAGGGUCCCACUGGGGCAGCGUCGGCUCGGCCGCCGGCGCGAGCCACCACGGCAGCCAUCACAGCUAUCACUCCAGUCCGGGAGGGGCACCUAUGCAGCAAGGCUGGGGGCAGGGCAUGCAGGGAGGUGGGGUCCCGUCGCCGUGGGGCCACCCAUCGGCAGGAGCCCUGUCCCGCAGCAGUGGAGGUGUACAGAACAGCCCCCAAGCAAUGGGGAGGACACCCUCAGGAGGGCGCAGCGAGCAGAGCAUGAGCAGGAGUACCAGUGUCACUUCUCAGAUAUCUAACGGGUCACACCUCUCCUACACAUAGAUUCCCCCAUCAGCCCCUGGAGUCGGAAUUUGAGCGUGGAGAUGUAGAAUCCAGCAAACGCAGCAGGACAGAGUAUUGGCUGAGCUCUGCCGCCAAACCCCACCCCCCCCCCCUUCCUCUCCACCACCACCACCCCCCCCCUCGUGUACAGAUGUGGAUGUGCGAUGAAAUAAAUGUUGCUCAGGUCAAAAAGGGCUGGAAAAGACGCAGCCCGUCCUCAACGGCAGUUUAUCGGCACACGUACAGAUCCUUAAAUUUAUGUUACAUAAGCAAUUUGAGUGUCAACACAUAAUGGUCCCAUUUGCUUUUAUUUACAGCUCUCUCCUGCGAAAAGUUUUUAAAAUAUAUGUUUUGUGCUAUUCACAGCCAUUGCUCUCAUUUUGCACAUGAAACACUGUUUUUAAACGCCUUUUGACACGUGUUAACAAUGUCCUAAGAAAUGCGGUGUCAAACAAUCACAGCAUACAGAUUUUUUUUUUUUUUUUUAUUUAGGACCCCCUCUCUUUCACUCUCCAGAUUCACGUUCAGUUACACACUGGUCAAUUUCUGUUGACGGUGGUUUUAAAAACGCAGCACACCUCCCUAACUAAAGCUGCUUUGCUGUUGUGAUACCAGCCUGCUGUAAUGGUCAUUGUGAUAAAUGAGAUGCCUCCUUCUA